Messenger RNA from Chaetomium globosum CBS 148.51, 3405 nucleotides. RefSeq lists its product as uncharacterized. The transcript has a single exon. NCBI's taxonomy places the organism in Eukaryota, Fungi, Ascomycota, Sordariomycetes, Sordariales, Chaetomiaceae. Gene Ontology annotation, biological process: replication fork reversal; interstrand cross-link repair; double-strand break repair via synthesis-dependent strand annealing. The coding region runs from base 1 to 3405 and encodes 1134 amino acids. Gene Ontology annotation, molecular function: 3'-5' DNA helicase activity; hydrolase activity; ATP binding. The record is from RefSeq and is a predicted model, not a curated record.
AUGGACGACGAUGAAUUUGACGACGAGUUUGGCGACAUCGCCGAUGAGGACAUGAUAUUGGCCCUCACUCAAGCUACCGACUCGGCUGCGGCCUCGUCGAAUGAGCAGGCCAACCAACCACGCAGUUUUGGCAGUGGUCCCCGCCCCCCUCUUCCCAGGCCAUCAACACAAUUCUCCAACUCCGUCAAAGCCCCGCCUUUACAACCGCCCUCUCAUCGGCAGCCCAUAGCCCGAGCUCCAGGCUCAUUCAGCAGGAAUCCGGCUCCGGGAAAUACCAGGCAUGGGUCUCUGAAUACCUCGCCUGCAAACGCCUUUGAUACCUCACCCAAGAGACCCAACCCACCCAGACCGUCAGCCCAGACUCAAGCCCAAAUCCAAGCCCAGAACUUGCGCCAGACUACCUUAUGGGGAACAACAAUCCAGGAAGAUCGUGUGGCAGGAUCGCAGGCGCCUAACAGUCGCCCAUUCCGUGCCGAUCUCCCGCCCGAAACCCCAACGCACCACGAGCUUCAGCAUGACGAGUUGUCAACCUGGGUUUAUCCCCUGAACCUCGGCGCCAUUCGAGACUACCAAUUCAGCAUCGUGAAGAAUGGUCUCUUUCACAACACGCUGGUGGCCCUCCCCACUGGCCUAGGCAAGACCUUUAUUGCUGCUACCAUCAUGCUCAACUAUUUCCGCUGGACCAAGCGCUCCAAAAUCGUUUUCGUGGCACCCACGAAGCCCCUCGCAUCUCAACAAGUCCAGGCCUGUCUCGGAAUUGCCGGUAUCCCUCGGUCACAGGCAACACUCCUCACGGGCGAGACCCCUCCAGUCCUGCGGCAGGGGGAGUGGGAGAGCAAACGGUUGUUCUUCAUGACCCCACAGACCCUGAUGAACGACUUGUCUAAAGGAUAUGCCGAUCCCAAAUCCAUUGUUCUUCUUGUGGUCGACGAGGCUCACCGCGCAACUGGGGACUACGCCUACGUCAAGGUCGUCGAGUUCAUUCGGCGCUUUUCCAAAAGCAUCCGGAUCCUUGCGCUGACUGCCACGCCCGGGUCAACGGUGGAGGGCGUGCAGGAUAUCAUUGACAACCUUGGUAUUUCCCACGUGGAAAUCAGGACCGAGGAGUCGAUCGACAUUCGUCAAUACGUACAUUCACGAAACAUUGACACGGUAACAUUCGAUCCCUCGGACGAGAUGCACGAAGUGAGGGGCUUAUUUUCCAAGGCUCUCAAGCCCCUGGUGGAUAAGCUGAGCGCGCAAAACAUAUACUACGGCAGAGAUCCCAUGAACUUGACAACAUUCGGGCUGCUCAAAUCGAGGCAGGAAUGGUUGGCCGGGCCUGGUGGACAUGCAAACCAGGGUGUGAAAUUCAUGAUGAUGGCCGUCUUUAGCAUCCUGCAGAGUCUGGCCCACUUGAUCAAGCUGCUCAACUUUCACGGCAUCAAGCCCUUCUACAACGGCCUGGCUGAGUUCCGGUCUAGCGAGGAGGGCAAACCAGGACAGGGCUCAAAACUCAAGCGGCAGCUCCUGGCCGACGAGAGCUUCCAGAGGAUGAUGGCCCUGAUCGAACGUUGGAUGAGAAUGGAAGAGUUUAACGGGCACCCGAAGUUGACAUACCUUUGUGAGACCCUCGUCAACCACUUUAUCGACGCGGGCGAAAACUCCAACACAAGAGCCAUUGUCUUUAGCGAGUACCGCGACAGUGCCGAAGAGAUUGUUCGCCUUCUCAACAACCAGCCGCUUAUCCGUGCCACCGUAUUUGUGGGACAAGCGGAUUCAAAGAGGAGCGAGGGCAUGAAGCAAAAGCAGCAAAUCGAGACCAUCGAGAAGUUCAAGAACGGCGGUUUCAACGUCCUUGUGGCUACUUCGAUUGGUGAGGAAGGUCUUGAUAUUGGCCAAGUCGACCUAAUCGUUUGUUACGACGCUUCCGCCUCGCCGAUCCGCAUGUUGCAGCGGAUGGGGCGCACAGGCAGGAAACGCGCAGGUAACAUCGUGCUGCUGCUGAUGAAAGGCAAGGAGGAGGAAAAGUUCCUGGAGGCGAAGGACAACUACCAGAAAAUGCAGCAGCUCAUCUGCAACGGCGACGGCUUCACCUUUCGUCACGACCUCUCCACAAGAAUCGUGCCUCGAGAUAUCAGGCCCGAAGUUGACAAACGGCACGUCGACAUUCCCAUUGAGAACUCCCAAAAUACUUCCCUUCCCGAGCCGAAAAAGACUGCGGCGGGUCUAAGGAAAAAGGUCGCCAAAAAGAAGUUCAAUAUGCCCGACGACGUAGAGACAGGCUUCGUGAAUUUGAAAGCCUCGUUCUUCGGCCAGCCCGCCGAACGGGCUGCCAAUAUCCCCAAACCGCCCGCCGAAACCGACUUCUUAGUCGAAGUGCCUCCGCUAGAGAAGGUUCUGCUGAGCAAAUCACAAACCGAACGCUUCGAGAGAUUGUACAAAACACUCCCGAAGACACCGUUCGACAAAGUCCAAGAGCUCGGCUUCGAUGACAUCAACCUCGGAGCCCAUCCAGCUUCUCAAAGAGUGCUGCGACGUACCGUCAGCCUCAAGCACGGCCAGUACACGAGAAAAUGUGUGAAGUUGUUUAGGACUCUAGGGGAAUCACAAGAUCCCCUAGAAAGGUAUACUCAGCCGUAUGGCGAAAUAGAUACAAUGUCGUGGAAACAGCUGCCAGUCCCGGCCAUUCGCAGACGAGGCUCCGGGCAGCCCGCUAAACAAGGCCCAGGCUACAGCUCGGUAUCAACAAACAGCGUGCAGGCAGCAAGUUGCCAGCGGCUCGAAAGACAGAUAGCAAGCCUCACUAGAAAACGUAUAUCGGAAUCGAAUUACUUUAGCGAAUGUGAGGAGGCGGAAGAAGACGAAGAUGAAGCGGAAGAAACUGCAACCGAAGGGACGACACCACAAGGACGCGGUGGCCGUGGUCGGGGCGCAGCCAAAAGGGGCCGGGGAGGGUUCAAGCGGGCCCACGAUCAUAUCGAAGACUUUGGGGACGAUUGCACCCGAACGAGUGACAUGGAAGAGACAGAUGGCUCCGACAGCGGCGCCGACCUGGACGAUUUCAUCGUCGGAGACGACGUGUUUUCGUCCAGCAACUGGCAAGGGUCAAACGAUCCUACGACGCCCAGCUCGUCGCGUCUCAGCCUGCGCCACCGGCGCACAGAACAGGUCACGGCCGAAGAGAAACCGUUCUACGAACCGCCCGAGUUCGGUUCGACCCAGGACUCGGACGACGAGAUGCCCGACUUGGCCGAGCUCGUUGCUAAGAGCGCGAAGAAGCCGGCCGGGCCAUCCAAGCCGAGAGUGGCCCCCCCGGCGGACGAGGAUGGCGAGGAUGAUCUGCCCCAACUGUCCCCGCGCAGACCGCAAGCGAAGAGGAGGCGACAAGUGCUGUCUGACAGCGACGAUGAUGACACACCUUAG